CACUUCCUGGAGGACACCGAUGAUGCAGAACUGAACAAGUUUGUGAAGGAUUUCCCAGGAAACGAGAGCUGCCACCAACCAGAGGCCAAGACCUGGGAGUCCAGACCCCAAAUCCUGGAACCAAGGCCCCAGACCCCGGACCUCUGCCAGGAUGACCUGGAGUUCAGACCCCCCUCCUGGCCCCAGUCCUCUGACAACCAGCAGAACUUCUCUGCCCCAGCCCCUCUCAGCCCUUCAGCCCGGCCCCGAAGUCCAUGGGGCAAACUCGAUCCUUAUGACUCCUCUGAGGAUGACAAGGAGUACGUGGGCUUUGCGACUCUCCCCAAUCAAGUCCACCGAAAGUCCGUGAAGAAAGGCUUUGACUUCACCCUCAUGGUGGCAGGAGAAUCUGGCCUGGGGAAAUCAACCCUUGUCAACAGCCUCUUCCUCACUGAUCUGUACCGAGACCGGAAACUCCUCAGUGCUGAAGAGCGGAUCACACAAACGGUGGAGAUCACUAAACAUGCAGUGGACAUAGAAGAGAAGGGCGUGAGACUCCGGCUCACCAUUGUGGACACACCAGGUUUUGGGGAUGCAGUCAACAACACAGAGUGCUGGAGGCCUGUAGCAGAAUACAUCGAUGAGCAGUUUGAGCAGUAUUUCCGAGAUGAGAGUGGCCUAAACCGCAAGAACAUCCAAGACAACAGGGUGCACUGCUGCCUGUACUUCAUCUCGCCCUUCGGCCAUGGGCUCCGGCCCUUGGAUGUUGAAUUCAUGAAGGCCCUGCAUCAGCGGGUCAACAUCGUGCCUAUCUUGGCUAAGGCGGACACACUGACACCUCCUGAAGUGGAACGCAAGAAACGCAAAAUCCGGGAGGAGAUUGAGCACUUUGGAAUCAAGGUCUACCAGUUCCCAGACUGUGACUCUGAUGAGGAUGAGGACUUCAAAUUACAGGACCAAGCCCUAAAGGAAAGCAUCCCAUUUGCUGUAAUUGGCAGCAACACUGUGGUGGAGGCCAGAGGGCGGCGAGUUCGGGGCCGGCUCUACCCAUGGGGCAUCGUGGAAGUGGAAAACCCAGGGCACUGCGACUUCGUGAAGCUGAGGACAAUGCUGGUGCGUACCCACAUGCAGGACCUGAAGGAUGUGACUCGGGAGACACAUUAUGAGAACUACCGGGCACAGUGCAUCCAGAGCAUGACCCGCCUGGUGGUGAAGGAACGGAAUCGCAAGUAUGGGACAGAUCCAGAAACCGAGAGGCUGAUCCGAGAGAAAGAUGAGGAGUUGCGGCGGAUGCAGGAGAUGCUACACAAAAUCCAAAGACAGAUGAAGGAGACCCAUUAGCUGGCUUUCAGCCUUGGAUAUUUAAAUAUUUUGUUCAUCUGCCCAUGCCGGCCCUCCCAGCACCAGCUCUGCUCAGGCCCCAGUAGCUACUGCCACUUCGCCUUACAUCCCUGCUGCCUCCCCAGAGACUCAGAGGAAAUAAAGUCUAACAAAUAUA
Molecule: messenger RNA, 1477 nt
Organism: Condylura cristata (star-nosed mole)
Lineage: Eukaryota; Metazoa; Chordata; Mammalia; Eulipotyphla; Talpidae
Gene: SEPTIN4
Product: septin 4
Exons: 11
Coding region: 373-1320 (315 amino acids)
Biological process (GO): regulation of exocytosis; cytoskeleton-dependent cytokinesis
Cellular component (GO): sperm annulus; microtubule cytoskeleton; septin ring
Molecular function (GO): GTP binding; GTPase activity; molecular adaptor activity
Source: RefSeq, a predicted model, not a curated record